Messenger RNA from Saccostrea cuccullata (small rock oyster), 2499 nucleotides. RefSeq lists its product as uncharacterized. NCBI's taxonomy places the organism in Eukaryota, Metazoa, Mollusca, Bivalvia, Ostreida, Ostreidae. Gene Ontology annotation, molecular function: nucleic acid binding; zinc ion binding. The coding region runs from base 1 to 2499 and encodes 832 amino acids. The record is from RefSeq and is a predicted model, not a curated record. The transcript is spliced from 2 exons. Gene Ontology annotation, biological process: DNA integration.
AUGACAACCAUCAAGGAGAUGAAGGAACUCUUGGAAGUUGGGACGCAAAUGGGACUCAAGGAUGCAGAACUUCAACAGUUUGUGAACAAUGAACAGGCAAGACUUAGAGACGAACGUGAGAAAGAUCGUGCAGAACGUAUGGCUAAACAGGAGCGUGAAUAUCAGCUGGAACUGGAAUCCAUGAAGGAACAAAACGCUGAGGCUGAACACAAGAGGAAAAUUGAAGAGAUGGAAAUAGAUCACAGAUUUCAAAUGAUGGCAGCAGAGAGAUCACAUAAAGUUCUUGAGUCAACUGCGCUACAUCACACUGAAACACAACAACCUGUUAGAGGACCAAAAUUACCAGCGUUUGAUGAGGCAAAAGACAACAUCGACGCGUACAUACAGCGAUUUGAAAGAUACGCUAUCUCACAGCAAUGGCAAAGACAAAAUUGGGGAGCUCACUUGAGUGCACUUCUAAAAGGAAAAGCGUUGGAUGUGUUCGCUAGAUUACCACCAGACAGUGCGUUGGACUUUGAUGAACUUAAGAAAGCACUGAUGAAACGGUUUGACAUGACUGAGGAUGCAUUCAGAAAGAAAUUCAGAUCUUCAAAACCUGAUGGUAGUGAAACCUUUAUUCAGUUUUCAACUAGACUUGAAAGUUACAUGGAACGAUGGAUGGAGAACGAAUUCCUCCUUCUAUUCAAUAUAUGGCCAGAUAUGCUGAUCAGUAUGUUGAGGCGAGAGCAACUUGUUCAUCAGCUGUUACCCAAAGACCAAUCUUCGACAAGAAAGUUUCCUUUGGAAAGCAAUUUGCGAUCUUUUCCAAGUUCUAGUGAAGGAACCAAAACCAGUGGUGGAAUCAAGUGUUUUAAUUGUGAUAAAUACGGACACAAGCAGUUUGAUUGUCCUUCGAGGAAGUCAUCAGCAAUUAAGACAAACACACAGGAAAAAUUUGAUAAACCACAGAAACCACAACAGGGAUUCAACAAAAAUGGACGUCGCUUUUCACAAGGAAAAGAACACGACUCUUCUCAUGUUGGUGCACAUAAGCCGCAAAGUGACAUUAAUUCAGUUGAUGAUGGAGUGAUGCCAGUUGUGAAAGGAUGUGUUGGCGAUAAACUUGUGACAGUGUUAAGAGAUACCGGAUGUCGUGGUGCGGUGAUUCGGAAAAGUCUGGUUACGUCAAACCAACUGACUGGAAAAACUCACAAAUGCAUGCUUGCUGACGGAAGCGUAGUAGAUGCAGAUGUUGCGAUAGUUGAAGUUGACACACCAUAUUUUACUGGAACAAUCGAAGUCUCAUGCUUUGAAACACCGAUGUUUGAUCUGAUUCUUGGGAAUUUUGAUGGUGUUCGGAAACCAGACAACCCGGAUAUUCAUUGGAUGAAAACUUCUAAACCUUCAUUUGCUGUUGAGACACGCAGUCAACUGAAGAAGAAGCAGUUGCCUUAUAAACCAUUGAGGGUUCCUGAAACUCUUCAAGAUGUGUCACGUGAUGAGAUAUUAAGUGAACAGACGAAAGACGAUUCGCUAAGCAAGAGUUGGGACAUUGCUAAACAAGGGACAGUAAAGGAGCUCGGUGAUGGAGGUUCAACCAGGAUGUUUAUACGGAAGCAAUUACUCUACAGAGAAUUCAGUAGUCCAAAGGUGUCAAAUGGAAAGACGUAUCGACAGUUGAUGGUUCCAAAGAAGUAUAGACCAAUGGUUAUGAAGAUGGCUCAUGAAUGUCUUAUGGCAGGACAUUUGGGUGUUAAAAAGACUACAGACAGAAUACUAGCAGAAUUCUUUUGGCCAGGAGUACAAGCAGAUGUCAGGCGAUUUUGUCGUUCGUGUGACGUAUGCCAACGAACAAUACCUAAGGGAAGAGUACCUGCAGUUCCUCUUGGACAAAUGCCCAUGAUAUCAGAACCAUUUCAACGCAUAGCUGUGGAUAUUGUUGGUCCGCUUCAGCCAGUCACAGACAGAGGGAAUCGAUAUAUCCUCACUAUCAUAGACUAUGCGACCAGGUAUCCAGAAGCUGUGGCACUUAAAGGAAUCGAAACAGAACGAGUUGCAGAGGCGCUUGUAGACGUUUUCAGCAGAGUUGGUGUUCCAUCGGAAAUGCUUACAGACCAGGGAUCGCAGUUUACAUCUGAAGUUAUGAAGGAAGUUAGCCGAUUGCUAUCACUCAAACGCCUUACUACAACGCCGUAUCACCCGAUGUGCAACGGCCUUGUUGAAAAAUUCAACGGUACGUUAAAGCAGAUGUUGAAGCGCAUGUGUGCUGAACGCCCGAGAGACUGGGAUAAGUACCUCAACGCACUUCUCUUCGCUUAUCGAGAGAUACCUCAAGAGAGCCUUGGAUUUUCACCCUUUGAGCUACUCUAUGGUCGAUCAGUGCGUGGUCCGAUGAUGAUACUCAAGGAACUGUGGACCAAGGACAUACCAGACAGUGAGGUGAAGACUACUUACCAAUAUAUACUAGACUUAAAGGAGAAACUUGAAGAGACAUGUAAGAUUGCUCAUCAACAACUGUAA